CUUAUGUAAAAAUAUGUUUCCGGUACCCUCUCAUUGUUGGAACCCUGUCAAUUGGUCUAUCAUGCUUUUGGACCUUGUGUCUUGCCUAGACACGUGACAGGUGUCACUACAUGCGGUACCAUCCAGUACAAGUAGUCCCCCUCCCGCUCGACUUCCUCUCGGCUAUCGUCCUCACCUCAACCCAUUAUCGCCCCUCUUUGCUCCCUCUUUAUCAUGCCGAUCGACCUUCGCAUCAAAGAUUAUCCAGACAGGUCAAUUGCUCUCCUUACUGCUUCCCAUGCCCUAAUUUUGCGAAACUCACCCUCCUCCCCGGCUGUGCAAAUCUCUCGCAAUACAUCCUUUGCAUCUAUCCUAGAUCGCACUGACGAUCCCUCCACUGCUUCAGUUCCUAAAUGCAUAAUUGAAUUUCUGGAACUUGCCUCUCUUGACCUGGACGGAUACCGCCCUCUAUCGAGUCAGCCCUGCGUAGGCACUCUGGGUCUGAUUACUCUUAAUCUUGAUGUUUUCCUCUGUGUUGUUACCAACGCGCGGCAGGUCGCAUCAGUUCGCCCUGGGGAGGGCGUCUUCAGGAUACAUGCAGUUAAUUUUCGUAGGUCAUUCCUUCUCCUGCUUCCAGGCUUGCUCCUUUAACCAAUCAACUCCUCAAAUAGAUUGCCUCAACCGUGCCGAUUUUGACGACUUUCUUGACUCUGACGUCAACUCGUAUACCAUGGAUCCAGACAGUUGGGACCAAGGACGCAGUCAACAACCUGCAGGAGCAGAACAUCCAUGUUUAUCGUUGAGGAAGCUUUUAAGUGGUGGGACAUUUUACUACUCCCGAGAUUUUGACCUGACAAACAGGCUUCAAGAUAGGUCAGUUACAAUUAUUCCCACUACCGACUACAAACCAAUUUGGACAUUCCACAGCUUUCAUACUACCUUCGCGUUGAAAUCGAUUGCGCCGAUACUUGGCGGUAAUAGCCCACUCCUGGACGUGCCCUAUAUUGAGUCCCGUCGUCCUUGCCAAAUGUGCAACACUAACCGUUAUACCUAUCAACCCCAGAUCAAUUGACGCGGCCGAUUUCGAUGUUGACAGUUUUGACCCUUCGUUCUUAUGGAAUUCUUACAUGAUUCAUCCAUUACUCCGCUUCCGGUCCCACCUGUCUACUCAGGAGCGCACAGAAUUAGACGCUUCUCAUAUUCUCACGUGUACCAUUCGUGGCUUCGUAGAGUCCCUGACCAUUCCCCGCUCAUUGACUUCAACUGGGUCCAGAUCCCCCGGCUUAGCCACAACAUUGACACUUGUCAGCCGAUUAAGUUGCAAGAGGGCCGGCACACGGUUCAACUCUCGUGGGAUGGAUGACGACGGGCACGUCGCAAAUUUCGUCGAAACAGAGACUGUUAUUUGGGAUCCGUGCCACGAUUCUCAAAACAAUAGCUUGGGUUUCAGUUACUCCCAGAUCCGCGGUAGCAUACCAAGUACGUUCACUUAGCCCAAGUUUUUAACUUCGUCUUUAUUGUCCGCUAAAUUUCUGUUUGUGGAUUUAGUAUUCUGGGAGCAGCAGACCGGUUUGCUUCCAAACCAGCAAAAGAUACAAAUUACGAGAUCUCGCGAAGCUACUCAGCCGGCGUUUGACAAACAUUUUGAAUCAAUCUCACUAAAGUAUGGUGCAAUCCAUGUCGUCAAUCUGCUCUCCCAAACCAAGAACGGCGAGGCAGAAUUGUCCUCCCGCCUAAAGCAUCACAUCCAACACUCCCCUUUAACAACCCUCGGGUCUGAUGAGAAACGCGACGAGCUUGGCGACUCCUCACUUCUAGAGGUUACCGAAUACGAUUUUCACGCAGAGACUAAAGGACCUUCUGGCUAUGCGGCAGCCAGUAUGAUAAGCCGCAUUAUUAAACCUUCAGCAGAUGCCUUCGGGUUUUUCUUGAUGCAAAGUAGCAGCCACGGAUCCAAUCACGGAGCCAGUAGAAGAGGCCAAAAGGAAACAGAAUUUGCUGUGCUGCAGCAAGAGGGUGUCUUCAGGACAAACUGCCUUGAUUGCUUAGAUAGGACAAAUCUUGUUCAGGGAAUAUUAAGUAAAAUGGCAAUUGAAUCCUUUCUUGAGCAGACUGGUAAAAACUUUGGGCAUGAAUUCUGGAUUCGUCAUUCCACUUUAUGGGCCGAUAAUGGUGAUGUGAGAAUCAGUUUCCCAACUCAUGUCGUGACACUAACCCUCUAUGCCAGGCACUUUCCAAAAUUUAUGCCGGGACAGGUGCCCUAAAGUCGAGUUUUACUCGCACAGGAAAAAUGAGCCUCGCCGGCGCAUUCGCCGAUGCGCGGAAGAGCGCUGCUAGAAUUUACAUUAACAACUUUGUCGAUAAAGAAAAACAAAACACCAUCGAUGUUUUAUUGGUACAAGCCACUUCCUCCCAGCAAUAAAAUAAAACUACUUUGACGCUAUCCUCUCAAGACUAAUUCCAUCAAUAGGGCAGAUUGGUUGGCCAACAUUCUGUCUACCUGUAUGACCCUGUCAAUGAUUUUGUUACCGCGGAAUUGAGGAAACGGUAGGCCACUCCUGUGGGGCUCAUUUUUAUCGUUGGUCACGUCUUAAUGCACCCUGUGCCUUCACAGAGCACCGGAAUAUUCGCACGAAAAGGAUAUUCAUAUUUAUGUCGGCACAUUCAACCUUAAUGGCCAGACAUCCGGCAUAAAUGAUGACCUUUCCCAAUGGUUAUGUCCGCCGUUUUUGGAAAAUUCUCAGCUGCACCCCGAGCUGGUAGUUGUAGGGUUCCAGGAGAUUGUUCAAUUGAGUCCACAGCAAAUUAUGUCUACAGACCCCGCCCGAAGGCAACUGUGGGAGCAAGCCGUACUCAAGGCACUCAAUUCACAUUCUAGAGCUACUGAUGGUGAAGAAUACGUACUUCUUCGAGGGGGGCAGCUUGUUGGUGCAGCCCUACUGAUAUAUGUAAAGGCUAGUGCAAUUGGCGAAGUCAGGAAUGUUGAAGGGAGUUUGAAAAAGGUAGGCCAUAUUCACUUUAAGGGGUUUGUCGAGCUCCAGAGCUUCCUGACACUAUCCCCAUUAGACCGGUAUGUCGGGUGUCGCUGGAAACAAAGGAGCUGUCGCUAUCCGCAUGGAAUAUGCGAACACUCGACUAUGUUUCGUCACCGCACACCUUGCUGCUGGAUUUUCGAACUACGAAGAACGAAACCGAGACUACAGGACCAUCGCGCAUGGACUAAGGUUCCAGCGAGGUCGGACCAUAGACGAUCAUGAUGCGGUCAUAUGGCUUGGUGAUUUUAACUACAGGAUCGGACUCCCUGAUGAGAAGGUCCGGAAGUUGGUAGAACUCGGGGAUCUGCAGACUCUCUACGAUAGCGACCAGGUAGCACCUACAAGGCUAUACCCCUUUAUAUUUCAGACUGACAAGUUCAUACCGGUAGUUAAAUCUCCAAAUGAUUUCCGGACUUGCCUUUCCCUAUUUUGCAGAGGCAAGGUUGACUUUUGACCCCACUUACAAGUACGAUAUUGGAACGGACAGAUACGAUACCUCGUAAAUCCCCCGACAACCCACUCUAUGUUAGGUCUGAAUGGAUUUGGCUAACCUCACCCCCUAUAUCAGCGAGAAAGCUAGAAUACCAGCUUGGUGCGACCGAGUGCUUCGCAGAGGGAAGAACCUACGCCAGCUGUCGUACGGCGCCGCUCCUCUCCGCUUUUCAGACCACAGACCCGUUUACGCCACCUUUCAAUGCGUAGUCUCUGUGGUAGAUGAAGCCGCGAAAGAGAAGUUAAGCAAGGAAAUCUACACCAGGCGGCGUGCAGAAGUAGGCCACGUAACAGGCCCGGGGAAAGAGGAGUCAGGAGAUGAAGACCAUCUAUUAGACUUUGAGCCAAUCCAACCUGGCCGUAUGUGGCGCAAUUAAUUCCCUCUCCCCGUCGCUCCAACUAACAGCGCCAGUACCACCACCAAGCUCCAAUGGUCGAAAAUGGUGGCUAAACAACGGUAUCCCUCACCCUCCCUUCCCCCUACCCUUCAAGCCUCACUGACACCCAAACUAGGAAUGCCUGCAAGAUCAACAGUAAAGCCCCCAGGUCCCGACUACGCCCAAAACCCCCAACGCCCAGCAAAUCCGUUUGUAACCGCCACUGGAUCAGACUGGAUACACAAAUCCGAUCUCCCCGCACUCGCUGACUUUCGCCCGCCACCGCCGCCGCCACCGCAGUGGAAACAAGCACAAACCUCUCCCCACACCACGGGCAGCCCAACACCCCCAGUGCUAACCCCCGGCCCUACGAAAAGCGCCCCCAGGCAAUUGCCCCCACCAUUCAACUCCGCAGAUUUACCCCCUCUCCCUGCACGCUCAAAUACUUCCAAUAUAUCCAAGCCCCCACCCCCAACUCCUCCCCCCACCACCUCCCCUUCCACCAUGAACCCAUUCACAAGAACACCAUCGGAAACCUCCCCCCCCCACUCCGCAAAACUAGCAAAACCCCUACCACCAACCGUUCCCCGAAAGCCGGCAGUCUUGUCGAGAGAUGCGCAGAAGGUUGCGGCACCGGAUAUGCAGGUUUCCGGAAGUGAGAGACAGGCGCAUGGGCUACCCCAGCCGCCGCCGAAGCGUUUGAGUGCCUUGCCGGUAACCGAGAGGCCGGCACUACCACCCAGGGGCGGGUCUUUAGAAGUAGGCAAAGGGAAGGGGGAUGGGCUUAUGGACGAUGACGAGGGGGGAGAUAUUGAUUGGGUGCCGUUGAGGCCGGCCUGA
Messenger RNA from Tuber aestivum (summer truffle), 4723 nucleotides. Lineage: Eukaryota; Fungi; Ascomycota; Pezizomycetes; Pezizales; Tuberaceae. The record is from the annotation of a GenBank genome assembly.